Molecule: messenger RNA, 327 nt
Organism: Penicillium odoratum
Lineage: Eukaryota; Fungi; Ascomycota; Eurotiomycetes; Eurotiales; Aspergillaceae
Exons: 2
Coding region: 1-327 (108 amino acids)
Source: RefSeq, a predicted model, not a curated record
AUGUGUGUUGGUAUGCGUCUUACAGUUUUGUGGCGCGGAUACGAGGACACGGUUAUGCACACUUGGGCACACCAACAAAUGAAAGAACUUUCCUCCGUGUCUUUUUUUGCGGCUAGCAUGAUCGUGCCUGAUAUGGGACUGAUACGAGAUCAAGUCGGUGAAUUGGCUCAUCAAAAACUCGCCUGCCAAGACUCUCAACUGCUAACAGCCAGCUGGGCUCACAAUUCUCUUGGUGUCCACCAGAUCCCGAAGACCCGCACUCUCGCCAAGGAGACACCGCAUGUCCCACUUGCCCAGUCUACUUAUGACGCUGCGCAGUAUGUGUAA